AAGAAAGGCAAAGGGCUGGGAGAAAUGCUUUUGAGCUAUGAAAAUGUGACAUCUAGCCUCUUACAGGUGCUCAGGGGGGCUCUGUGGCCAGGGCUUUGCUUGAAGAUGGGACCUUUCAGGUCCGAGUGGUCACACGAAACCCCAGGAAGAAGGCUGCAGAGGAGCUGAAGCAGAAGGGAGCUGAGGUGGUCAAGGGUGACCAGGAUGAUGAGCAGAUGCUGGAGCCAGCUCUGAAGGGAGCAUAUGGAGCCUUUGUUGUGACAAACUACUGGGAGCACUGUAGCAAGGAGAAGGAGGUUGCACAGGGCAAGCUGUUGGCUGAUAUGAUGAAGAGGCUGGCCCUGUGCUACGUGCUGUACAGUGGCUUGGAGAAUGUGAACAAGCUGAUGGAGGGCCGGCUGGAGGUACUUCACUUUGAUGGCAAAGGCGAGGUUGAGGAGUACUUCCGGAUGACUGGUGUCCUCAUGACGAGCGUCCGGCUGCCCUUCUACUUUGAGAACUUCCUCACGGUCUUCUGACCCCAAAAGGCCCAUGAUGGGGAAGACUAUGAGCUGGCUAUCCCCCUGGGAGAGACUCCCAUGACUGGCAUGGCCGUUGCUGAUCUGGGGCCUGUGGUGGUUCACCUGCUGAAGUCUCCAGAGAAGUAUGUAGGCCAGGACCUUGGGCUCUGCACUAGCAAGUUCACUGUGGAAGAGUACGCUGCCACCUUGUCGAGACAUACUGGGAAGGCUGUGAAAGACACCAGGGUGGGAAGUGCUUGGUUUUAUUCUUUCUGCAGGAAGGAACAGGGACCUGGGCCAUCAAAUUCACCUGAGGAGAUCUCAGCUGAGGAUUAUGAGAAGCUUGGCUUCCCUGGGGCCCAGGAGCUGGCUAACAUGUUCCAGUUCUACGCUAUGAAUCCAGAUCGCAAUAUGGAGCUGACCCUGAAGCUUAACCCUAAGGCCCAAACAUUUGAUCAGUGGCUGGAAGACAACAAAGUCAACUUCAAAACUCUCUGAGCCUCUGUGCAACAGAAACUAGUGAGUAUCCCAGAAAAGCACAAUUACUGUUAAGCAAGUCUGCAUUUUCAGCACAACUUUCAAAAUAAAAGGAUUUGUUUCUGUAAUUCGGUGAAAAACUGGAGCUACAAUAGCCCA
This is a messenger RNA of Gavialis gangeticus (Gharial), 1136 nucleotides long. It is a transcript of the gene NMRAL1, whose product is annotated as NmrA like redox sensor 1. Bases 579 to 998 code for a protein of 139 amino acids. The transcript has 4 exons. Lineage: Eukaryota; Metazoa; Chordata; Crocodylia; Gavialidae. The record is from RefSeq and is a predicted model, not a curated record.